Molecule: messenger RNA, 1731 nt
Organism: Neogale vison (American mink)
Lineage: Eukaryota; Metazoa; Chordata; Mammalia; Carnivora; Mustelidae
Gene: SIRT3
Product: sirtuin 3
Exons: 8
Coding region: 67-1188 (373 amino acids)
Molecular function (GO): histone deacetylase activity, NAD-dependent; NAD+ binding
Source: RefSeq, a predicted model, not a curated record
UCCACCUGGGCUGGACUCGUGGCCCUUGGGGACAAGGUCGCGAGCGCGCGGCGGCGGAGCGUGGACAUGGCCUGGUGGGCUCGGCCUGCGCUUUCCGCCUUCAGAGCCUGGGGCCCGGCAGGGUGGAGGAGUUUCUCUACUGAAGUCAGAGACGUCCUGGGGGAGGGUCAUCAAGGGCCUUCUCCUGGAAGAACGGACAUGGUGGCCACCAGUCUCUGGGGUGUGAGAAUGGUGCCCGGCGCAGUGGGGCUGGCGGUCCUGAACCCUGGCAUUGCAGGUGGAAGAAGACCCAUAUCUUUUUCUGCUGGUGCCUCGAGCGUGUUUGGAAGAGGAGGCAGCAGGAGGAAGGAGAAGCUUUUUCUGCAGGACAUAGCGGAGCUGAUCCAAGCCAGAGCCUGCCGGAGGGUGGUGGUCAUGGUGGGCGCCGGCAUCAGUACGCCCAGCGGCAUUCCGGACUUCAGGUCUCCCGGGAGUGGCCUCUACAGUAACCUGCAGCAGUACGACCUCCCGUACCCCGAGGCCGUUUUCGAGCUCGCUUUCUUCUCUCACAACCCCAAGCCCUUUUUCACUUUGGCCAAGGAGCUGUACCUCAGGAACUACAGGCCCAACAUCAUACACUACUUCCUCCGACUGCUGCACGACAAGGGCCUUCUUCUGCGGCUCUACACGCAGAACAUCGAUGGGCUGGAGAGAGUGUCUGGCAUCCCUGCCUCGAAGCUGGUUGAAGCUCAUGGAUCCUUUGCCUCUGCCACGUGCACCGUCUGCCGAAGGCCCUCUCCGGGGAAGGACAUUUGGGCUGACGUGUCCGUGGACAGGAUUCCCCGCUGCCCGGUCUGCACUGGCGUCGUGAAACCCGACAUUGUGUUCUUUGGGGAGGCACUUCCCCAGAGGUUCCUGCUGCAUGUGGUUGAUUUCCCUAUGGCGGAUCUGCUGCUCAUCCUUGGGACCUCCUUGGAGGUAGAGCCUUUUGCCAGCUUGUCUGAGGCCGUGCGGAGCUCGGUGCCCCGGCUGCUCAUCAACCGGGACUUGGUGGGGCCCUUCGCCUGGCGUCCUCGCGGCACGGAUGUGGUGCAGCUGGGGGAUGUGGUUCAAGGCGUGGAAAGGCUGGUGGAGCUUCUGGGCUGGACGGAAGAGUUGCAGGAGCUUGUCCAGCAGGAGACAGACAAGCUCCAUGGACAGGACAGAUAGAGUGAGGGCGGGUCCCCCCUCCCCUUCUGGGACCGGAAGUGGUUCCAAGGAGUCCCUGCCCACCUCUGAGCAAAGAGUCUUGGCUGAACCAGAACCUGCUGCCUAAGGAAGAGGGUGAGGCCGACCGGGUCCUGAGCUCCGUGCCAGUGGGUCAUGUCGUGCUCGGGCUGUGGGCCACCCCAGUUGCGGGCGCAAGCUGUCCAGCGCUUUCCUGUGGUUUGACUCUUCAGUCUGCUGAAGCUCUUGAUGCUGAAAAAAAGCUUUCUCCUGACAGUGACCCUCUGGAACCCCAGUGGACCAACAGGACGCCCAGACCGGACCUGCUGUGUGUCUGGGUCUCCGUCUGAAGGGCAGGCUCAGCAUCUCUGCCCCUUAGACUGUCUGGGGCGGAGGGGCCACAGCCAUUCCUAAGGCGUGGUCCUGGGUCCCACGUAAUAGAAUCGAGUCCUUUAGCACGCUGGCCUCCUUAGUAGGGUUCUUGUUAGUUGGAGAAACUUUGUGCAUUUCUGGCAUGAAAUAAACUCUUUGGUCUCCUCAAAGGAA